AUGGAUUCAAACGAGGAAUUUGUUGUUGUUAACGAAGAAAAUGAUAAUCGUCGUGAUGCUGUGGCCCGCCUCGAUGUUCUGGUUGAUUUAUUUAAGCAGACAAUACGCACUCUCAAUCAAUCGAGUAUCCUGCUGAAGGAUGAAUUACAAACUGCCAUCACUGUAACCCUGCAAAGUAGUACACCAGAUCAUUCAUCUACUGUUGAACACUUAGUUAAGCAGCUAGAUGAUAUUUCGGUAAGCCCCGAGGAAGUGCGGAAGACCUACGUGAGGCAGCUGUGUUCACGACUAGUUGCCGUCAAUGAAGAGAAGCAAGUUGUUAUGACAGAGCUAGUGGAAUUAAAUAAUCAGCUUCGUAAAGCAGAAGCAGAGACUCGAAAAUGGAAAAAAGUCAUUGAACCGAUUUUGAAGAUUGAAACAGAGAUCAAAAAGUUUGACUCAAUGCUCUCUUCUAAAGAAGAAUCUGUUUUGGACGAGACUGGAUCACUUCUUAGCGACGACAGUACAGUCGAUGAUGUGUGCAACUUCCUUAAUUCUAUGCAUAACAGAAUUCAGACCUUGCACACUGAGGCAUCGGCAAUGAAAAAAACCGAUAAAAGCACUUCGGAGACAUACACUCAAGUUUAUUUGGCGAACAAGCUCCAAAAUUCCCCUGAUAAACACUGCAUGAACAAUAUGAACUCGAAUGGUAUUCAGGUGGAUAGUCACACAUUAAAGUUUGUUACUUGUUUACCAGAUGAGAUCCCGUUGCCAUCUGUGGUUUCUUCUAAUACCCCAAACCACGAAACUCCAGCCUAUACUAACCUUUCAAAAGAGGCGAUUGAUCAGGCUUCACUAAUGAGAAAUAUUGAUUUGAAGGAACUUGUUCGUGAAGAGGUCUUACGUAUCUUAAGUGAAAGGAAUCAAGAUUUUUCAACACCUAGCACAACAACUUCAGUAGCAUCACUGUCAGAUGAUAAACUCUUAGCUCCAGUAGCUAACACAUCACCUACUCAACCCGAAACUUCUGUAACACACAAUGUUCCAAGUGCACCAAGUAUUUUAAAUCUUUGGCCACAUCUUUCUUUUAAUGGUGUCUCAAGUAAACAUGUACCCCCUCCAUUGACAGCUGGUGAAGAAGUAACAGAAAUUUCCAACAUCAGCGAAUUUAAUUCAACUCCAUCUGCUCCUGACAACAGUUCAGAGCAAUUGACGGAGAAUCAAGACAAUCGUUCCAACUAUGGGUCAUGGUUAACCGAACUGGGUCUCAAUCCUUGUGAGGAGUCGUUCAACAAACCUAUGGAGAGGCCAUCUGUUCCAAGUUAUUCAGUUGAUGAGGAACAACCGUGGUGUCCUGGAUGUCAUCAAAUGUUUGCAUCCCGAGCUGAUCUAGAAGAACACCUCACUGAUUGUUUAUUGUGA
Messenger RNA from Schistosoma mattheei, 1401 nucleotides. The record is from the annotation of a GenBank genome assembly. NCBI's taxonomy places the organism in Eukaryota, Metazoa, Platyhelminthes, Trematoda, Strigeidida, Schistosomatidae.